Echinops telfairi (small Madagascar hedgehog) is the source of this 476-nucleotide messenger RNA. It is a transcript of the gene SUMO2, whose product is annotated as small ubiquitin like modifier 2. Gene Ontology annotation, cellular component: nucleus. Lineage: Eukaryota; Metazoa; Chordata; Mammalia; Afrosoricida; Tenrecidae. Gene Ontology annotation, biological process: protein sumoylation. Gene Ontology annotation, molecular function: protein tag activity; ubiquitin-like protein ligase binding. The record is from RefSeq and is a predicted model, not a curated record. Bases 1 to 456 code for a protein of 151 amino acids. The transcript is spliced from 4 exons.
AUGUGGUGCCGAGAAGUUGGCGGCCGAUGGGUCGCUAGCCGGGAGCUGGCGGCGGCGGGACUUUUCACCGCCGCGGGGUCCCGGGCGCCCGCGGCUUGUCCCCGAGCGCCGGUGCCGACUGGACUUCGUGGCUUCCAGGUGUUUGUUUUUCACAUCUUCCAAAUUACACUUUUCUUUUUCUCUCAACAGGAAGGAGUCAAGACUGAGAACAACGAUCACAUUAAUUUGAAGGUGGCGGGGCAGGAUGGUUCUGUGGUGCAGUUUAAGAUUAAGAGGCAUACGCCACUUAGCAAACUAAUGAAAGCCUAUUGUGAACGACAGGGUUUGUCAAUGAGGCAGAUCAGAUUCCGAUUUGACGGACAGCCAAUCAAUGAAACAGACACACCUGCACAGUUGGAAAUGGAGGAUGAAGAUACAAUCGAUGUGUUCCAGCAGCAGACAGGAGGCGUCUUCUAAGAGGGAGCCUGCUCCUUUCC